UGGCGAAAAAAACCAGAUUUCAAAUUUCACUUCACUUUAAUUCCCUAUGCUUUCUCCAUUAUUUAUAGUGUCUAAGCUCUGUACAACUUGCAGAUCUCUCUCUCUCUCUCUCUCUCUCUCUCUCUCAAAAAAUGGUGGCGAAAACCAGUCCAUUUCCCUUUAUCUUCUUCCUUCUCACUCUUCUCCCUCUCUCCACCGCCUUCUCCGAUUUCCAAACCCUAGUCCCCAGACCUCUUCCCACUUCACCUUCCUUCUUAGCCCCGGAAUCCACUGAGGGUUCCGACUCCUUCUCAUCUGAGGCCACAGAAUCGGAGCCUGGUUUAGCAUUGCACCUUCACCAUUUGGACUCCCUCUCUCUCAGCCGAACGCCGGAGGAGCUCUUCCAUCUCCGCCUUCAAAGGGACGCUCUCCGAGUCAACAAGCUCAGUUUACUUGCUGCUGCCUCUCGAAAUGUGAGCCGAGCGAGUGGGACUGGGUUCAGUAGCUCCGUGAUCUCCGGACUCGCUCAGGGCAGCGGUGAGUACUUCACGCGCAUCGGCGUCGGCACUCCGCCCAGGUAUGUUUACUUGGUGCUCGACACCGGCAGCGACAUAGUUUGGCUACAGUGCGCUCCUUGCAAGAAUUGCUACUCUCAGACCGACCCGGUUUUCGACCCGGUUAAGUCUGGAUCCUUCUCCAAGGUUCUCUGCCGGACGCCGCUGUGCGGCCGGCUCGAAUCUCCGGGGUGCAACCAGCGGCAGACGUGUCUCUACCAAGUUUCUUACGGCGACGGUUCCUACACCACCGGCGAGUUCGUCACCGAAACCUUGACCUUCCGGCGCACAAAAGUGGAGCGCGUAGCCCUAGGUUGCGGCCACGAUAAUGAGGGAUUGUUCGUUGGUGCGGCUGGGCUUUUAGGGCUGGGCCGGGGAGGGUUGUCGUUUCCUUCGCAAACCGGCCGGGCUUUCAACCAGAAAUUCUCCUACUGCUUGGUGGACCGGUCCGCCUCUUCCAAACCGUCCUCCGUCGUGUUCGGCAACUCCGCCGUGUCUCGAACCGCCCGGUUCACUCCUCUCCUCACAAACCCCAGACUGGAUACGUUUUACUACGUCGAACUUCUAGGGAUCAGCGUUGGAGGUAGGCCCGUCUCCGGCAUCUCCCCUUUACAUUUCAAGCUCGAUUCGACCGGUAAUGGCGGAGUCAUCAUCGAUUGCGGUACUUCUGUGACUCGGUUGAACCGACCGGCGUACAUUGCCCUCCGUGACGCCUUCCGUGCUGGAGCUUCGAGUUUGAAAUCGGCGGCGGAGUUUUCUCUCUUUGAUACUUGCUACGACCUGUCCGGGAAGACGACGGUGAAGGUCCCAACGGUGGUGCUGCAUUUCAGAAACGCCGAUGUGUCGUUACCGGCGUCCAACUAUCUGAUCCCGGUCGACGGCAGCGGGCGAUUCUGCUUCGCCUUCGCCGGAACGACCAGUGGGCUGUCGAUCAUCGGCAACAUUCAGCAGCAAGGAUUUCGGGUGGUGUACGAUUUGGCAGGUUCUCGGGUGGGAUUCUCUCCUCGUGGUUGCGCCUAGUUUCGUCGAGGCAACGAAACGCGGUGGCCGGGGAAAUCCUCGGCCGCAAAACAAAACCCUUCCCCCGGAUGAAAAAAAGAAAAAGAAAAAAGGGUAAGCAAAGAUGGAGCCCUGGGGAGAAGAAAAAGGAGAGUCCAACGGCGUCGUUUAGCUUUGACUAGUUUAAUAUUGAUUUGGUUUUUGUACGUCUUUGUGUUUUCCUGUGCUUAUUUUAAUAAAUUUAUGUAUGGGAAUUUAUUUAACUCAAUUAUCAAGGAUGCAUAUUUAUA
This is a messenger RNA of Cucurbita maxima (winter squash), 1822 nucleotides long. RefSeq names its product aspartyl protease family protein 2-like. Gene Ontology annotation, molecular function: aspartic-type endopeptidase activity. NCBI's taxonomy places the organism in Eukaryota, Viridiplantae, Streptophyta, Magnoliopsida, Cucurbitales, Cucurbitaceae. The coding region runs from base 132 to 1553 and encodes 473 amino acids. The transcript has a single exon. The record is from RefSeq and is a predicted model, not a curated record. Gene Ontology annotation, biological process: proteolysis.